UUUUCCCUUACAAAACUUACUAUGGCCACAAUAUUACAAAUAAUAAAAGGUCAACAGGCAAACUCUUGAACUGCAGUAUGGUAUUUUCAUGAAAACUAUGGUCACUUUGAUAAAUUCUAAUGGGUUAAUGACAAUUCAGUCAUUUUCUUACAAUAGUAAUAAAAGAUGUAAAGUAGCCUACUAUGGAAAUUUAGUGUAAACCAUGGUACAUUGUACUUUUUAUACUCUUUUUUUUAUAUUACACCAGACACGUAAACCAUACUUCAUAUUUUGUUGGAAACUAUGUUAAAUGAACAUUUUUGUAAUGGAUAAAGGAAAAUAGUUGAAAUUCCUUCAGAGUGUAGUUGAAGGGUGUGCCACGCGCUUUAGAGAAGAAGCAGCAGCGCAUGAUCAGACGCUGAGCGAGAAAGAUCAUCGUUAACUUUUGCGUUAUUUUAUUCAAAGCCAUUUGUGAUCGAUUGGAAGCAAGCCCACUUUGACUCCCACUGACCACUUAAAGGUUGAGAGGAAACGAGUACUAACACAUAUACAUUUUAGCUGUUGAAACUGAAAGAUGGCUGAGCAGCUGCAGAAACUUGUUUCACAGAAGAAGGAUGUUGUCGAGACAGUCAUGGAAGUGUUUGAGCAGGGCGCAGAAGUGGUGGCCAGCAUCGCUGGAGAUCUGUUCCCCGUGUUCUCCAUCGCAGCUCCGAUCGUGAAGCUGGCGCUGGAUAACGUGGAAAGCAAGGAGGCCGAGUACAUGAAGGAGCAGUUCCAGAAAGUGCGAGAUCGCCUAGAAGUCGUUUCUGAAGAAGUCCAGCAGAUAAACCAGGAGAUCAAGAAGAGCGGCGUGGAUGCCACCUACUUCUCCGUAGAGGAGAACCUGACAAACCAAUUCCGCAAAUUCAUGGACGUCCUGAAUGCGAAACCUAAAUUCAGAGAGGUCAGAAAGAAAACGUUCCUGGAGCACUACAACAGAACAGGGGGUGAUAAAAACCUGCACACACUUUAUAACGCCGUAACCGGCGAUAACUUCUCAGGAGAAUCUGUGCUGGAAAUCACGCUGAAUUACGAGCAGAAGAGCCGCAGAGUGGUGGAGGAGUUUUGCGCUACCCUCAAAAAGUUGUUCUGCGUCGGUUUGAUCGCCUUACUGGGACACUCAGCACUGAAAGGCGAUGAUGAUGAGGAGAAGCUGCUUCAAGACUGGAGCGAGAGGAUGAAAGUGGUGCAGGAUAAAAUGAACGUCGUGAUUGAAGACUGCAUCAACAGCUUUCCGACGCAGGCCGAGCUGGACGCCAAACGCAUAGUGAGAGACCAAAGCGACAAAAGCAACCAGCAACUGGCCGACUUGCUGGUAGAGCACCUGAAAAAGAAGUACGACUGGGUUCGCUGGUCAGUCCGUGUCUUUAACUCCCCCACCAGCCUGUUAACCAAAAAGAAAGACUUCCACGGUUUGACGGGAAAGAGCCGCUUUCAGGUGCCAUCGUCAGAUGACAAGCUAAACGUUGUGGUCUCCUACAGCGCCUCGCCUGAACCUGUCGAUAAAGCCCGGAUACAGAGCCUGAUUUCAGAGCAGAAGAAGGUCAAAAUGACGCCGUUGGCUGAACAGCUUUUUGAGACAAUCCCAGUCUGUGUGGUUCACACAAUCAAGACCUCAUGCAAAGAUCUGGGCUUCUCCAGCAGCUUCUCUGACGAGCUGCACUUCUUUGAAGAAUUCAAGAACUUCCAUGUCUUUAUUCAUUCAGCUUAAACAAGGAGGAGACAUAGAAAGAUUAACAGCCAAGCAGAUGUUGUAGGAUGAUAUUUGAAUCAACCACUAUAACUACUACUUUACCUCUGUAAGGUUAUGACUAAUGAACAAAAUUAACUAUUGUACUCUACACUUUUCUUUCUUUUUUCAUCUUUUUUUUAAUCUCUGCUUGUUUUAAAGCUGUAAAUUAACACUUUAAUAUAUCAAAUUUGUGUUUUAAUAUACCAAGUGUUUUGUACUCCCUUAUUAUUGUAUUUAGUAGGUGAUGGUAGUGUUUUAGGGACUAGGCUGGUAAUACAAGUAGUCUCAGACAGCUCCCCAACAAACCGUCCAGGUAUGCAACAUGUUUGCACAGUUGUGUUUAAAACACUUAAUGCUAGGUUUGACAAAGUUUUCCAGGUUUUUAAAUUCAAGUCUUUGACAUUCUUAAGCAAAACUGAAUAUUUACUUAUUUUAAGUAGUGCUGUCAAAUGAUUAAUCAGCAUAUAUUUUUAGAUAAUAUAUGUGUGUGUACUGUGUAUAUUAUUAUGUACAUCUAAAUUCACACACAUGAAUGUAUAUAUUUAAGAAAAAUGUUUUGUUUAUAUAUAAAAUAUUCAUAUUUAUAUACAAUUUAUAUUUUAAAUAUAUACACGCAAACAUGUAAAUAUAUUUUAAAUAUAUGCAUAUAUGUCUGUGUAUUUAUAUAUACAUAAUAAAUAUACACAGUACACACAUAUAUUUUAUAAAAAAUUAAAAUAAACUUUUUUUGGAUGAAUUGCUUGACAUUGCUAAUUUUAGGUUCUUACCUAUGAUAUAAAGUAAUGAUUAAGAUAAAUAAAUAUCAAGUGACAAAACAAACUAAAUCAAUUAAAGGACAAAAAGUGGGCUAACAUAAGCAAAGCAUAGAAAAAAAAAACUAUAAAAAACAUUUUUACAGGGAGAACUUUUGGAAGAAAAUUUGUUUAGUUUUCUCAGUUUGUAUGAAAUAAUCAGUACAUGUAAUAUUUGGAUGAACUUUUGAUUACAAAGUCUGCACACAUUUUUCAACUGUGUUUUCGUUACAGUAUGUGUGUUAGCAGGGGUUGCUGCACCAUUUUGUUCUGUGCCAAUUCCUUUAUUGUUAUUUAAUCAAUUUCAGAUUGAACUUGCCCCAAAACGGCAUGUCAAAACAAAACUUUACAUCUUGGGAAGGUCUCUUUCUAUCUAAUUGACAGUUCUUAACUGUGAUUUAAAGGUGAACCAGACUGUCUGGUGAUGUUACUCUAGAGCAGAUUUCACUACAAUUAAAGGUUUAGGCAAAAAGCUGCACAAGAGACCACUACAGUUUAUAGAUUCUGACUGUGCACAGAGUUUUCUGUUGUUCCUAAUCUAAAUACAUGCAUUCAGCAAGGAUGCAUUCAAUUGAUCAAAAGUGACAAUAAAGAUAUUUAUAAUGUUAUAAAAGAUUUCUAUUUCAAAUGUAUAUUCAGCAAAGAAUCAACACUGGUAAUAAAUGUUUCUUGAGCAACAAAUCAGCAUAUUAGAAUGAUUUCUAAAGGAUCAUGACACUGAAGACUGGAGGAAUGAUGCUGAAAAUUCAGUUUUGGAUCACAGAAAUAAAUUA
This is a messenger RNA of Carassius auratus (goldfish), 3314 nucleotides long. RefSeq lists its product as uncharacterized. The record is from RefSeq and is a predicted model, not a curated record. Bases 554 to 1729 code for a protein of 391 amino acids. The transcript is spliced from 3 exons. Lineage: Eukaryota; Metazoa; Chordata; Actinopteri; Cypriniformes; Cyprinidae.